CACUCGUGAGGAUGGGGGAAAGUCGGGGCAUGGCAUGGAGGAGGGGAGGGCAGGCAGGGAAGCAACGCAGGUCUCAUCCCUACGCCCUCCUCGUGCUGUUGGAAAAGGAAGCAAGUGCGGUGCUUUUGAUUGUGCCGUUCCCCAUCUUCCCCCAACUGGUGCAGACUAAAGGUUUGUUUCUUCAGCGUGAACUUGUGCAAUUAUGUCAUGUUCCACGCGAUGGCUGAAGGUGGUACGCUGCAGUGGACACCAACACAAGAACAUGGAACGCAGUUGUUGCCUUAUCCCGCGAGGCCCACACACAGACACACACACACAAACACACUUGGUGGUGUUUGGUUGAGAGUUUCAAUGGCCGAGGUUGCACUACUUUCAGUUCUGUUUUUUUUCUUGGUCGCAAUUGCUCAGAGUUGUAGGCAAAUAGGUGGCCUCUUGGAGGUCUCAUUCCUCCAAUGAGUCUGAGUCAGGGCAGCGGUGAUCCAGAACAAUGGCGGGUGCUGCUACACCAGGAAACGCAGAAUCUUCGUGAAGAGUUGCGCAGGGAGAUGCGGGAACAGUUGGGGGAGCAACCGAAUCUGGAGCAGCUGCUUUCUGGGAAUCUUGGCCAAGCCCGCGUGCCGCCCGAGUUGCUAAGGAGCUUCACAUCUGCUACUCCAGUUGGUGCUCCUUCAUUGCUCCCCAGACCAGCAUGGUCUCGACAUGUGUCGGACGGGAAGACAGGGUCGGAGCCCGACGACUCGGAGUUGUUUGAGUGGCAUCGACAUCCGCGACUUGUUCGACCCCCACGUAGCAACAGUAGCUCUCCCAGCAACAGAUUCCGGUACCGUCACCAUGGCCAUGGUCGAGCUGCGAGCAAACAUGGCUCGCCGCACCGCCAGAAGAACAGCUUGCUCCCUCCACACAUGCCUGAGGAAGCAACCUUGAUCCGUUCAUCCCGGAGGUUCUCACAGAUGUCAAAUCCUUUGCUCAUCCGCGAGGUCCGAAGCCCUGCCCAUCAGUCCUGGAGUUUGAGGGCUUUGGUCGAGUCCUCGCUCUUCUCCAGCUUCAUUGGGGCCAUGAUUCUGAUGAACUGCAUCUUCAUUGGAAUUCAGACAGACUAUGCUGCUUCCACCUGGCAAGCCAAGGCAGUUCCGUUCUUCGUGGUCAGUGAGUUUGUUUUUGCCUUCAUCUUCCUCCUGGAGCUCAUCCUCCGCAUUUCUGCCUACAGAUGCGAGUUCUUCACUGGAUCUGACAUGACAUGGAACCUCUUUGAUACCACACUCAUCCUAUCUCAGGCGGUGGAGCAGGGGAUCACUGCGGCCAUCAUCUACAAAAGUGGCGGCCUGCAGGACUUGGAUCUUUCACAGCUGACCGACGAUGUUGUAGUUUUGCGAGCCUUGCGAAUUUUUCGCCUACUUCGCAUCUUGCGGAUUCUCCGAAUCAUGCAUAUCAGCGGGGAACUUCAGGCCAUCACCACUGCUGUGAUGAAGGGCCUUCGGUCGUUUUUAUGGACAGUCAUUUUCUUGCUGCUUCUUCUGUAUGCCGUGGGUGUGUUCAUUACGCAGAGUGUGACGGACUUCAAGAUCAGUUUGGAAAGCCGCGGCUCCUUGGACCCCGAGUUGGGCGACUAUUUUGGAUCACUGGCUGAGACGAUGUUGGCACUCUUCCAGGCCGUCACGGAUGGACAGGAAUGGCGUGAGAUGUUGAAACCGCUGAUGACCGAAAUCUCGCCAUGGAUGGCGGUGCCCUUCUGCAUGUAUAUCUCGUUUACCGUCUUUGCCUUGUUGAACAUCCUCACCGGUAUCUUUGUGGACUCGGCACUUCAGAAUGGGCAAGAAGAAAAGCGUCGCUUUCUAUUGCAAGAAGUGGGACAGCUCUUCUUGGAAGCUGACAAGGAGCAGAUGACGUGGGUGGAUUUCCAGGCUCAACUGGAGAAUCCACAUUUGCAACAGUUGUUUGCAGCCUUGGAUGUGACGGAAGAAGAUGCCUCUAUGCUUUUUCAUAUGUUGGAUGCUUCACACGAGGGCCACAUUCAAGCCGACGAGUUUCUCAACGGUUGCCUGCGCUUGGAUGGCCCGGCCAAAGCCAUCGACUUGGCGGCCUUCAUGGAGGAGUCUCGGAAGGUGAAUCGAACUUUCCUGACACAGGUGCCUUGGCAGUCAAGAUGCACCAAGUAUGGAUUGUGCAGGGUUUGUGGGCCUAGUAAGGCACUUGUUCCUAGUAGCGAUGCACUUGUUCCUAGUAACUUCUUGUUCCUAGUAACUUCUUGUUCCUAG
Messenger RNA from Durusdinium trenchii, 2255 nucleotides. The record is from the annotation of a GenBank genome assembly. NCBI's taxonomy places the organism in Eukaryota, Dinophyceae, Suessiales, Symbiodiniaceae.